GGUGGAAAGUUGGAUCUUGAAAACGUUCCAGACCAAAAACAGGAUGCCAAGUUCAUAUCUAUCAGACAUCUGCCGGAGGAAUUUUCAGUGUGUGCAGCAACUGACACUGGGGACCUGUUGCUGUGGAAUGUACUUUCAUUUGAGGUAGAAUGUGUAGGAACUGUGGACUCUGGCCUCACAGCAAUGUCAUGGAGCCCAGAACAGGAGCUAGUCAUUCUUACUACAGGUGCUGAGACUUUAAUUAUGAUGACUCGAGAGUUUGAUCCUAUAAUUGAGCUAAGUUUACAUCCUGACAAGUCUGGUGAAGCUGAGUUUGUCCAGGUUGGCUGGGGAAAGAAGGAGACACAGUUUCAUGGAUCAGCAGGAAAACAGGCAGCUUAUGUCAAACCUGAGGAGGUAAAACCAGCUAUGACAUGGGAUGACCGUGUACCAAGAAUUACCUGGAAAGCGGACGGACAGUACUUUGCAAUAAGUUCUAUACAUCCAAAUACAGGAGCUCGGAAAAUGUGUGUCUGGACAAGAGAAGGUGUACAUCACUCUACCAGCGAGAAUGUUGACGGUAUUGAACAGUCCUUGUCAUGGAGGCCAAGUGGGAGUUUGAUAGCCACUUCACAGAGACGUCCUAACAAACAUGAUAUUGCAUUCUUUGAGAGAAAUGGUCUGAGGCAUGGGGAGUUUACUCUGCCUUUCUCUGUCAGUCAAGUCAAGGUAAAGGAAGUCUACUGGAACAAUGACUCCACUAUACUGGCAGUUUGGUGUGAAGAUCUCAGUGAAGAUAGUAACCCAAAAUCAUAUGUGCAGCUGUGGACUACAGGAAACUAUCACUGGUACUUAAAACAGAGUUUACAUUUUGAGGGCCUUGAACAGAGCAUAGGUGCAAUAUUGUGGGACCCGGAACAGGAAUACAAACUGCAUGUGAUAUGUAAAAAUGGAGGAUAUUUUCAAUAUACCUGGGCCUGGACUACAACAUACAGUAUGGGAAGAUGUUCUGAGGAUCAAGCUUUAGUGGCAGUAAUAGAUGGAGCAAGUGUCUUGAUGACACCCAUGCGUCAUAUGGUAGUCCCUCCCCCAAUGUCAGCCUAUCAAUUACAGUUACCUGCAGCUGUCAAUCAAGUUAUGUUUGCUCCACCCCCUCAGUCAAACAAUGUGGCAGUGGUGCUUGUUGAUAACAGAGUGGCAGUGUUCAAGUUCAUUGAGAAAAGUCAGACUGGUGAUGAGGUCAAGGUGAAUGCUGCAGGAGGAAAUGGUUUUAAAAGAUGUUGCUCAUUUCCAACACUGCAUGGAAUUUUCAGUAUCAAAGGGCUAGGGGAGGAUUGUGGGUACCCAUUGGCAACAUCACAUUUUACGUGGAUAUCUGAAGACACUAUACUGUUUGCUACAGUAUCCACAUCAGAGUCUCCACAUUCUGUAAUCCACAAAGCUAAAAUGAAUUGUGAUAAAAUUACAGUGGUUGGAAGUACAACAGUAGAAUCUCGGAUAUUUAACACAGCAUAUGAUCCGUGCACAAAAUGUCUCGCUGUACAGCUUGUUGAUGGAACAGUGCUCAAGUACACACCAGAAGAUGAAAUGUUACUUCCAUGGGAGACAACUGAUGGAAUAGAGGUGCAGUUUCCUUCCCCUUGCACACAGAUGGCGCUUUGUCAUAUUGGAGGGGAGACAUGUGUUUUGGGACUGACUCAGAGAUACAGAUUUUAUGUGAAUAAUGUUGAGGUUGCCAGUAACUGCACAUCAUUUUCUGUACAUGACGAGUUUCUACUAUUAACAACAUUGUCUCACACUUGUAGAUGUAUCAGCUUACAUACAAAAGUCAAAGACUUACCAACAUUGUCUGAUGGGAAAGCACAUCCGUUUGAUGAAAGUGUACGUAGAGUGGAAAGAGGUUCACAGAUUGUGGUGUCAGUUGCAGAUGAUACAAAUGUCAUACUUCAGAUGCCACGUGGUAACCUAGAAACCAUUCAUCCACGAGCUCUAGUACUAACUGCUGUACGCAAACACCUUGACAGGCUACAGUUUCUGGAUGCAUUUACAAUAAUGAGAAAGCACAGAAUCAAUAUGAACCUGUUAUAUGAUCACAGUCCUGAGACGUUUAUACAGAAUAUCAAGUUGUUUGUACAACAAGUGGCAGCAGUCAAUCACAUAAACUUGUUCCUGACAGAUCUGUUAGAGGAAGAUGUAACUGUUACCAUGUAUACGGCAGCGUACGAGAGAAAUAAAACAGGUGCACCAGACAGCGCCUCUAGUCAGGAGUGUAACAAAGUGGACAAAAUUUGUGAUGCAGUAAGAGAGGCCCUCAAGUCCAUUGAUGAAAACAAAUACAUGUUGUCAGUCAUCACAACUUACGUACGGAAAACUAAACCUCAGUUAGAGGAGGCCCUUCAACUGGUCAAAAAUCUCAGAGAUUGUGAGAAUGAUCUUCCACAUAUAAGUGCAGAGGAGGCGCUAAAGUAUCUCCUGUUCCUUGUUGAUGUAAAUGAACUGUACGAUGUGGCAUUGGGAACCUAUGAUUUUGACCUCGUUCUCAUGGUGGCAGAGAAAUCACAGAAGGAUCCAAAGGAAUAUAUUCCAUUUAUGAAUCAGUUACGGAAACUAGAGACAAACUACCAGAGGUACACAAUAGAUAAGCAUCUUAAAAGAUAUAAAAAGGCCCUCGAAAAUAUUGUCAAAUGCGGGCCAGAACAUUUCAGUGAAUGCUUGUCUUUAAUCAAUGAACACAAGCUACAUACGACAGCAUUACAACUGUAUCAAUCAUCAUCAAGCGAAUACAAGGAAAUAGCGAGUUGCUAUGGUGAUAUUCUGUCUGGAAAACGUCAACACGAGGAGGCGGCCAUUAUGUAUGUCAAGGGAGAUAACUGGGAAUCAGCAUUGACAUCUUUCACAGCAUGCCACCAAUGGCAACAAGUUUUCUGUAUGACAUCACAGUUGAAAUACUCUUCAGAACAGGAGUCAGAAACAGCCAGACAAAUUGCUGAUGAUUUAAAGACAAGGGGAAGGCACUCUGAGGCUGCCAUAGUUCUAGAACAGUAUGCUAAGGACUCAGAAGAAGCUAUUGUGACGUUGAUACAUGGAUGUUUAUGGGAUGAAGCCAUUCGUAUGAUGCAUAAGUACAGAAGAACAGACUUCAUUGAAACAGAUUUGAAAUCUCAGUUAUUGGAAAGCUUUGAUGGGCAUGUUAGUAACCUUGAUCAAAUGAAAGAGAAUUUUGAGAAAUAUAGAACCAGACUAGGAGUUGUGAGACAAGAGAAAGAACAAGCUAGACUGGAACUCAUUGAGAGUGGUGGAGUUGGAAAUGUUCAAGAUGCUGAUCUAUUUUCUGAUACAAGUAGUGCAACCGGGGAGAGUGUACAGUCAUCAAGAUAUUCUGCGGAAACUACAAGCUCAGCCUACAGUAAAAUGUCUGGGCGCUCGGUCAAGAAUCGCCGUAAAGCUGAACACAAAAGAUGGAAGUUGAAGGAAGGAAGUGAAUUUGAAGAUUUUGCAUUGAUAUCUGCCCUUGCUAAAAUCAUCAAAUACGUAGAUGGUCUUAGAGAGGAAAUGAGGUCAUUGGUUCGAGCGUUGGUGAUGUUUCAUUACGACAGACAGGCGGAGCAAAUACAGAAACAGUUUGACAGCUUCCUCACAUUGAUAGAUAAAUCAAUUCCCCAAAUAUGGCUUGACGAGGAGAGUGACCAAGAAUUUCGACCUGUUCUUGGACCCAAUACAACAGCAAAUACAAUAGCUUUAGCAAUGCAGCAAGGGAGAACUAUACAGUCCUCAGAUAGGGAGGAAAAAUUAGAUCCUGUGAUUAAAUUUGCACCAGUUUUACAGAAGGAAGUGAAGUGGAAAUUAUAUGCAUUAGAGACUUGAUGCAAAAAUUAUACAUUAUAAAGACUGUUUUGAUUAUUAGGAUGAGGAGAUAAAAGUUAAAUAAAGUCUGGCUACUUACAAAUAA
Molecule: messenger RNA, 3928 nt
Organism: Mercenaria mercenaria
Lineage: Eukaryota; Metazoa; Mollusca; Bivalvia; Venerida; Veneridae
Product: putative elongator complex protein 1
Exons: 31
Coding region: 184-3843 (1219 amino acids)
Biological process (GO): tRNA wobble base 5-methoxycarbonylmethyl-2-thiouridinylation
Cellular component (GO): elongator holoenzyme complex; cytosol
Molecular function (GO): tRNA binding; protein binding
Source: RefSeq, a predicted model, not a curated record